Molecule: messenger RNA, 692 nt
Organism: Haliotis rubra (blacklip abalone)
Lineage: Eukaryota; Metazoa; Mollusca; Gastropoda; Lepetellida; Haliotidae
Product: C-type lectin APL-like
Exons: 5
Coding region: 34-612 (192 amino acids)
Molecular function (GO): signaling receptor activity
Source: RefSeq, a predicted model, not a curated record
UGUGCAACAGUGUAAAUGUCAGAUAACUGACACAUGUCUAUUUCCCAUACUUGUUUGUUCACGAAGAACAUCCAGAAACACUGCCGUUGUCACUGUCGUCACGGUAGACGCAGCAUGCUUCAGUUCCUGGCGUUCCUGCUGGCGGUGUACACAGUGGGAGCUGUGUGUCCAUUUGGAUUUGUUCACUAUGGUGACUCCUGCUACGCUUUCAUUGCAGAAGAAAAGGCGUGGGACAAAGCUCAGGACUUCUGCCUGAGGAAAUAUGGAGCCCAUCUGGCCGAGGUCGAAACAGCUGGCGAAAAUACGUUCAUAGUGGACUACCUAAAUAACAAUACGCAUACGUUCUACGGCUACGACCUGUGGUUGGGAGGAACUGACAAUACCUUCGAUAAGUCUUGGCGCUGGGCUGUGCUCUCCAACACAACCUUGACGUUCACAGACUGGUCACCAGGGCAACCAGACGGUAGUUUCCAAGGAUUAGAACGUUGUCUGGAACUGGAAUCCACGUACAAGUUGAAAUGGAACGACGACGACUGUUACGACCACAACCUGUUCAUUUGUGAACGACCAUUUAAUCCUCCUAUCCCUCCUUUACCGGAUGUUGGACGCUGAUCAGAUUAUCGAUUUCUUCCUUGAGGGGCGGCCAUGAGGGGCGGUCACUCUUUAACCAUUCAGUAAAAUGGUUAGCAGUU